AUUUCUGUUAUGUCAAUUUUGACAUUUGUGCUACUGUUUUGUUGUUGUAACAGGUUUCCAUACAUUUUUGACGUUUAUGAGAGAAUAACAUUUUUGGUUGCAAUUAUAGUGAACGAGCCGGCACAAAAUUUUUGAUUUGAGUUUAAUAUAUAUGAUGUCAGUUCAAUAGUGAAUUUGAAUUAAAAACUUGAAUGUAAUUAUGGAGUUUGAGGUGACAUCUGAAGAAAUUGAAAUAGUGCCAGAAAUUGACACAUUAAGUAAUGAGGAAAUAAUUCAUCGUUGCAUCGCUAAAAAAAAUAUUGAAAAUAUCAAUUUGGGUGAUAAACGUGAUGUUAAAACCGAUAAUCCUGAAGAAGCGAAGGAGCUAGAAAUCUUUUAUGAACAAUUGUACAAUUCCUUAACAACUCAGCCACCGAUUCAUAACAAACGUAUAGAGGCAGUUUGGGAUCAUGAAAAGCAAGCUGUGCGUGUUGUCAAGAAACAGGGUAAAAUGGAUAAAUUUGGGUAUACGAGCAAUAAAGAAUUAUACUUAGAAUAUUUUGAAGCCUUAUUUUUAUUAGAAGAUAAUCGUUUACUUUUGAAUUAUUAUGGUAUGCCAGCUACCUUAGAACAGGCAUAUUUAUUGCUAAUUGGUGAAGAAGCUUCAAUUAAGUACGCAGAAUAUACGGUAUACAGUACGUUGACGCGUAUGGGUUACAUAUUGGUAAAAUAUCGGAAUUGCAGAUAUAGUAAAGAAAUAACGGAUACCGAUUGCAUUUGGACUAUACUUGAAAAUGAAGUACAAGGUAAACCUAUACCGGAUGAAAUAAGUACUUUUAAAAAUUUUAAUAAUAUAAAAUGCUCGAUGAAUGAAAAUAAAAACAAAAUCAAAAAUAGCAUAUCUUGUUUCAAAGAUGAUGAGUUGCCAGAAAGCAGUAGUACGAAACAUAUAAAUUUUGCAAAAAGAUUUAAAUGUAACAAAAUUUCGAAUACUGAGAACUGUUGGCAACCAUCAAAGCUAUCAGCUCUCUCAACCUCAUCGGGCCAUUUGGAUGAACUAAAAAGUGCCGAAACAUACGAAAAAUAUCAAAAUCUGUUCGAUGAAUUAGAGAUAAUUCAAUUAAAAACUGAUAUUAAAAGUCCAGAAACUUGCAGAACAUUUUCCAUUAAUUUCGAUCUAUAUUUGCAUCAAGGAUUUCGAAAAAGUGGACCGGGUCCACCAAUAUUUCGAUUGAUUAUUUUGGAUCCAGAUGAUAAACAUCCGACUCAUGAUGAAAUUCUCAUGUGCUACCGCCAACAAUUACAUCCCACUCGACUAAUAUUCAUAACAUUAUCAACAUCAAAUCAACUAAGCGGAUUUCAUUGCUCAUUUACAUAAAAUAUAAAUGCAUAUUUGAAAAAUCGUCUUCUAUUCAACUAAUUGUUACAGUUCCUUUAACUCUUGCGAAUAAUUUGUUAUGAUACUAAUUUAUUUGUUUUUUUAAAUAUGU
This is a messenger RNA of Teleopsis dalmanni, 1469 nucleotides long. RefSeq lists its product as uncharacterized. NCBI's taxonomy places the organism in Eukaryota, Metazoa, Arthropoda, Insecta, Diptera, Diopsidae. The coding region runs from base 200 to 1357 and encodes 385 amino acids. The transcript is spliced from 4 exons. The record is from RefSeq and is a predicted model, not a curated record. Gene Ontology annotation, biological process: tRNA-type intron splice site recognition and cleavage. Gene Ontology annotation, cellular component: tRNA-intron endonuclease complex.